AUGACGGCUUCUUCUUCCAGCGCUAUGGCGACCCCCAUGCUACUGUUUUCUUGUUUCUGUCUGCUAACGGGUGACAUGUUAUUUGGCUUUGACACAGGAAGCUUUGGGGGGAUACUUGGAAAUCCGGGCUUCGUCAACCAAUUUGGCAUAUUUCAACCAGACACACAUUCCUAUAAGAUCAACUCUCUCAGAACAUCCCUUCUGUCUUCACUGGCAUUUAUUGGAAAAUUCAUCGGCUGCUUUGUCGCGGGACCGGCAAUCGAGAAGUACGGACAUCGCAUCGUAUUUUAUGCUCUUUCCGUUAUCUCGAUCAUCGGCGUCAUCAUUGAAAUCACCGCAGCUGAUACUGGGCCUGGGACUGGGAGGCUGGCACAGUUUAUAGUGGGCCGGAUCGUUGUAUACGUUUCUAUUGGCUUAGUGGAGGUCAAUGUGACGCUCACAGAAUAUGAUUUCUCUAGAACUUAUCAGUCAGAGAUUGUUCCAGCCUCAUUUCGUGGGCUUGUUGUGGUCUCCUUGCAGCUUUUCCUCGUUGCAGGCGGUCUCGUUGCCAGUGGUGCUAACAAGGCCUAUGAGACUGAAACAACUGGGUUUGGCUGGAAAACAAUAACUGGAGUUCAGCUGAUAUUUCCCGUCUUGAUCAUCGUGUGCACCAUAUUUAUACCAAACUCUCCCCGUUGGCUACUCUCUCAGGAUCGGGAUGAUGAUGCUAUCGCCUCUCUGUAUCAACUACGCCCCAAAGAGAAUGGGUCAAGUGGUAAAUGUGAAGCAGAAUUGAGUGAGAUCCGGCAGAGCCUACAUGAAGUAGUACACAAAGCCGCGUGGAUAGACUUGAUCCGAGGAAGCAACCUUCGCCGCACCUCCAUCGUUAUGAUAUUUUACUUCUUUCAACAAGCUACUGGCCAAGCGUUUGUUUCCACCUAUCAAACCAAAUUCUACCAGCAGAAUGGGUUCGCAGAGCAAGCCUAUACCUAUCCUCUUGCGAGUAGUGUUCUUGGCCUCAUUGCUGUGGGUAUGGCUAUGUGUUUCAUUGACAGAUUGGGCCGUCGAUACACCCUCUUCAUGAGCUAUGCCUUCCAGGCCCUGUGGAUGUACGUACUAGCGGGAAUAGGAGGAUUAUCCCACCAGACCCCUGCCUCGCAAAAUUCUAUCGUGGCAGCCUUUAUGUUAUAUCAGUUAUUCUACAACGCUGGUGGGGCCUCCAUUCCAUACCUACUAGGAGCAGAGAUCCCAAAUGCUGCUGUUCGGGAAAAGACGCAGUCGAUUGGUACUGCAUGGAAUGUCAUUUGGGCGUUCGUGACCAAUUUUGUCAUCCCGUAUCUGAUGGAGCGCAUUCACUUUGGUGUUGGGUGGGUGUUUGGCAGUGUGUCUCUUGUGGCAUUGCUAUAUACAUUCUUCUUUCUUCCAGAGACUAAGGUCAGCUCAUAA
Molecule: messenger RNA, 1425 nt
Organism: Penicillium salamii
Lineage: Eukaryota; Fungi; Ascomycota; Eurotiomycetes; Eurotiales; Aspergillaceae
Source: the annotation of a GenBank genome assembly